Messenger RNA from Malania oleifera, 2226 nucleotides. RefSeq names its product phosphomethylethanolamine N-methyltransferase-like. Bases 447 to 1925 code for a protein of 492 amino acids. The transcript is spliced from 12 exons. Lineage: Eukaryota; Viridiplantae; Streptophyta; Magnoliopsida; Santalales; Ximeniaceae. Gene Ontology annotation, biological process: phosphatidylcholine biosynthetic process. Gene Ontology annotation, molecular function: phosphoethanolamine N-methyltransferase activity. The record is from RefSeq and is a predicted model, not a curated record.
UUUGAGUACUUCAACCACUCUCAUCCUGCCAAGUGUCCUGUGAUGUGUUGUCACCCUCAGCAAUUUCGCACUCUUCGACGAAGCACCCACCGACGACACCUUAUUAAACGAACGUAUGUGAGCUCAGCCCCUUUCCAUACAAAGCGCAUGUCUCUCUGGAAUCCAUCCCCUGCUGGUUUCUCGCGCUCUAAAACGCAAAGCGAUUGAGAAGCAGAGAGAGACACGCAGAGAGAGAGAGAGAGAGAUGCAGCAGAGAGGCAGAGCGCUUGACCGCAGAUCUAGGAGCUUCUCCAGGACCCGCGUUGCCAUCGAGACUUGCUAGAACAGCACCUCCGUCCGAUUCUGAAUUCUGAACCCCAACCAAAGUUCCGAUCUCAUUCCAUUGUCUUUCGCAUUCUAUCAUCUCUUCUUCCAUCUCAAUCGCUAUCCCAAGCUUCCUCUGCACAAUGGCUGCUGCUGCUCCUGGAGAAGAGCGUGUGGUUCAGAAGAGCUACUGGGUCGAGCAUUCUGUCGACCUCACCGUGGAGGCAAUGAUGCUUGAUUCCAAGGCUUCCGACCUCGACAAAGAAGAGAGACCUGAAGUACUCUCUCUUCUCCCACCAUAUGAAGGAAAAUCGAUUUUGGAGCUAGGGGCAGGCAUUGGUCGUUUUACUGGUGAAUUAGCUCAAAAGGCGAGCCAGGUUCUAGCUCUGGAUUUCAUUGAAAGUGUGAUAAAGAAGAAUGAAAGUAUUAAUGGCCAUUAUAAGAAUGUUAAGUUCAUGUGUGCUGAUGUGACAUCUCCAGAUCUGAACUUUUCAGCAGAAUCAAUGGACUUAAUUUUCUCAAAUUGGCUGCUGAUGUAUCUAUCUGAUGAGGAGGUUGGGGCUUUAGCAGAAAGGAUGGUCAAAUGGUUAAAGGUUGGAGGGUUUAUUUUCUUCAGGGAGUCAUGUUUUCAUCAAUCUGGAGACUCCAAGCGAAAAAACAACCCAACCCACUACCGUGAACCUAGAUUUUAUACGAAGAUCUUUAAAGAAUGCCAUAUGCAAGAUGGUUUUGGGAAUUCCUUUGAGCUCUCUCUUGUUGGAUGCAAAUGCAUUGGAGCUUAUGUGAGGAACAAAAAGAAUCAAAAUCAGAUUUGCUGGAAAUGGCAGAAAGUCAGUUCACAAGAUGAUAGGUGUUUCCAGCGAUUCUUGGAUAAUGUUCAGUAUAAAUGUAAUGGGAUAUUACGAUAUGAGCGGGUCUUUGGGGAAGGUUUUGUGAGCACAGGAGGAAUUGAUACAACGAAAGAAUUUGUGUCAAAACUGGAACUUAAGCCUGGCCAGAGAGUCCUAGAUGUGGGCUGCGGAAUUGGGGGAAGUGAUUUCUACAUGGCUGAGAACUUUGAUGUUGAGGUUGUGGGCAUUGACCUAUCCAUAAAUAUGAUUUCUUUUGCUCUUGAGCGUGCCAUUGGACUCAAAUGUGCUGUUGAAUUUGAAGUUGCGGAUUGUACCAAGAAAACAUAUCAGGACAACUCAUUUGAUGUGAUCUAUAGUCGUGACACCAUUCUUCAUAUUCAAGACAAACCUGCAUUAUUUAAGUCCUUCUUCAAGUGGUUAAAGCCAGGAGGCAAAAUUCUUAUUAGUGAUUACUGCAAAAGAGCUGGAUCUCCAUCCCCCGACUUUCAAGAGUAUAUCAAGCAAAGAGGCUAUGAUCUUCAUGAUGUAAACGAAUAUGGGCAGAUGCUUAGGGAUGCUGGUUUUGACGAGGUUGUUGCAGAGGAUCGAACUGAUCAGUUCAUGCAGGUUUUACAAACGGAAUUGAGCGCUGUUGAGAAGGGCAAGGAUGCGUUUAUCAAUGACUUCUCUGAAGAAGACUAUAAUGAAAUAGCUGGGGGUUGGAAGGCAAAGAUGAACAGGAGUUCCUCCGGGGAGCAGAGGUGGGGACUGUUCAUUGCCAAGAAAAAGUGAUUUCUGAAUUAAAUUUCAUUUCUCUGGUUUAUUAAAUAAUCACUGCAAUGAAAUAAAUUUUUUUAUUUGGAGGGGUGGGUGAAAUUUAGCAGCAGUUAACCCAGUGAGUGAGCACGGCUGGGCUGCCUGCCCCUCUUCUACUUCUUUGCUAGAAAUAAUACAUGUUGGUAUUUGAUUUAUAGCUUCUGCUUUCGUAAGUCUAUUUAUUAAGGAAAAACGGUGAUAUGAUUGGAGAGACGAGACUGUUCCAUGAGCUUACUAUUAAAAUUAUAAAUAAUCAAAUUGGAGUCAUUUUAUUUUA